AUGGAUGAACACGGUAAUUCCAAAUUACCAACUAAGGCAGCUGCUGAAGGCACACUUUCUGCUGAAAAAGAAGCAGUUGUUGAACACCAUCCAACGAAAACUCCUGUUUCGACUAGUAAUUUGAAUGGUAUGAAUUCGCAUGGUGAUACAGUCAUUCCCGAAAAAGCAGCUGAGGCUAAUCUGGAUCGUCAUGUCCAUGGCUUACAUCCACUAACUCAACACGAACAUGAAUAA
Adineta ricciae is the source of this 234-nucleotide messenger RNA. NCBI's taxonomy places the organism in Eukaryota, Metazoa, Rotifera, Eurotatoria, Adinetida, Adinetidae. The record is from the annotation of a GenBank genome assembly.